AUGGACCCUGCGAAGUGCUUGGAGAUCCUUGGGAACCGUGGGAUGUGCAGUGGCUUGCACGGUGCUCACCACCACGGGCAUGCAGCAGGUCCAACCACGCCAUCCCAAGCGGAGGCCGCAGGCACAGGGGGUGAGAACGCUGGCGGCCGCGGACAGGUGAUAAACCUUGCCACCGGGUCCAACGAGACGCGCGCGGCUACCGAGGCGGCAUCGGGGCUGAUGGCGGCGAUGGCUACCGGCCCUCCUUCUUCCGCCGCUGCUGGUGCCGGUUGUUGUCCGUCGAAGACGGCUGCGGGGCCCUGCGGAGACGCUCCAGAAAAAACAGCAGCGUCACCAACAAGCGCCGCUCCGUAUGCCAACAGCGACGGCGGAGCCGGACACUCAUGCAACGCGGGCGGCGAAGCAGGGUCGGGUGCACAAAGAGGCGGCGGCGGCGGUGAAGCCGGCGCCAGAGAUCUGGGGCUUAACCUACCCACCGCUGCUGCCGGGCAGGAGGAGGAAGGGGGCGGGCUACAGGGCCUCCAAGGCAUGUCUGCGGGAGCGUUGGUGGCAUCGUUUAGGCGCGCUCAGGAGGAGCGAGUGGCCCUGUACCGGAAAUUUAACGGGGGUCUGAAGGAGGCAUUGCGAAUUGGGGACUACUCCGGGUACCCGGCAUUAUGUUGCGAGGUGACGGCAGGGUUCUCCGUCCUGAGCAAAGCCAUCAACGCUAUCGAGGCCACGCUGGGGAAAGACAGCGAGACGAAAGCGUUGGCAGGCAUCAUCCGCCGGGUGCAGGAGCACGAGCGCGAGAAGUUGACGGUGACUGCGGCACACCACCUGGAGUCUAUGCGAGAAGCCCGCGCGCUAGGCAUGGGGCCGGGCAUGUCGGUGCACUCCGGAGGACAAGGGGACGCGGGGGCAGCGUCCCCUUCCCAAGACCGCUUGCUGAGCGACGCCGUGGGCGACUUGUUGCGGCGUGCCGAGGGGGAGGCAGCCGCGGUAUCGGAGUUGCUAGAGGAGUUACGUUACGAGGCGGAGGGGCUAGAGUGAAGCAUGUACCGUCUAUCCGGCCACGGUCGGCAAAGAAGGUUGUUCUGAGGUUUGCCGCAUGGACUUAUCUUGUUCUCUCUCAGAUUUUUUCUUCCCAUAAAGUGUUGUACUGCAAGUGAACAUUUUUCGCUUUUUUGUUGUUGAGAAGGGUUCCCGGCAAUGCAAUUACGGUAUUCCUUCGAGGGCGGCUAAUACUGGUCGGU
Molecule: messenger RNA, 1232 nt
Organism: Ectocarpus siliculosus
Lineage: Eukaryota; Phaeophyceae; Ectocarpales; Ectocarpaceae
Source: the annotation of a GenBank genome assembly